Molecule: messenger RNA, 789 nt
Organism: Neopelma chrysocephalum (saffron-crested tyrant-manakin)
Lineage: Eukaryota; Metazoa; Chordata; Aves; Passeriformes; Pipridae
Gene: ACBD7
Product: acyl-CoA binding domain containing 7
Exons: 4
Coding region: 321-587 (88 amino acids)
Biological process (GO): fatty acid metabolic process
Molecular function (GO): fatty-acyl-CoA binding
Source: RefSeq, a predicted model, not a curated record
GUAUCGCUGCUCUCCAAGCCUGGUGGCCUAAUCCUCAGUGGUAUGGAAACGAGCUCAGGCUUUCUGAGGAAACGACUGUGGGCUUAAUGCUCACUGCCCCCACCGCCCAUUCCCUGGGGUUCGCAGCAGCUCAGUGGUGCCGGCAGGGCCCGGGAGGCGCAGCGGGAGCGAUCCUGUGUCGUGCCUCAGCCGGGAGCUGAGGUCACUGGGACCAUCCCAGCGCCACCGCGCCCGCGCCGCGGGAGCCCUCAGGCAGAGGCGCCGCGUCCCCGCCGCGGAAGGAAGGAGGCCGCUCUCUGGGCAUCCAUCCUCGCAGCAUCAUGACUCUCCAGGCUGACUUUGAUGGUGCUGCAGAAGAUGUAAAAAAAUUAAAAACAAGACCAACUGAUGAAGAACUGAAGGAACUAUAUGGAUUCUACAAACAGGCUACUGUUGGAGAUAUUAAUAUUGAAUGUCCAGGAAUGCUAGAUUUGAAAGGCAAAGCCAAAUGGGAGGCAUGGAACCUGAAAAAAGGUUUAUCAAAGGAGGAUGCCAUGAAUGCCUAUAUCUCUAAAGCAAAAGCAAUGGUAGAAAAAUAUGGGAUCUAGAAUAUUCAAAGUAAUUCCCACUAAUAAUUAACUCUUCAGUGGCUAAUGAACUAGCUCUGUUGAGAACACUGCAAUACUAACUCCAUACUGUGUAGUCUGACUAAUAUCUUUUAAGCAUAAGCUGACUGUGAAGGGUAUUUAUAUAUAUACUCUAUUUUUAGAUUGUAUCUUAUUUUAAAUAAAUUUGAACCUAAUAAAUUAA